AUGGCUGAGGAUCUGGAAAGAAGGCAGCCAAAGAAAGAGGAGCACCUGGUUCUCAAAGCUGCUAAAAGUGACUCAAGCCGUGAUGAAUCUGAUAUUUCGUAUCUCACUCAAAGAUUUCAAAAGAUGGUUCGAAGAAAUGAUGGGGUCCCAAACAAAGGAAGCUCUAGUAGGAACUGCAAAGGAAAUGUUUGUUGUCAUAAGUGUGAGAAGCCUGGACACUUCAUUAAAGAGUGUCCUCUUCAUAAGCAGGAUUAUUACAGAAACAACUCUGAAAAGGCGGCUAAGAGGAACCAGGUCCCUGGCAAGAAACUCAACAGAAGAGAUGUUGCUGAUAAUAACUCUAUUGCAAGCUCUAGCUUCCUGGGGAGACUUCUCCAGUAA
Messenger RNA from Lycium barbarum (goji berry), 381 nucleotides. RefSeq lists its product as uncharacterized. Lineage: Eukaryota; Viridiplantae; Streptophyta; Magnoliopsida; Solanales; Solanaceae. The coding region runs from base 1 to 381 and encodes 126 amino acids. Gene Ontology annotation, molecular function: nucleic acid binding; zinc ion binding. The record is from RefSeq and is a predicted model, not a curated record. The transcript has a single exon.